AUGGCUCUAAAUAUACCAGGAUUGGUAUCUUUGAGUGUAUUUUUUACAUUCACUUUGGCUGCUGGAAUUUGGGCUUCAUGGAAAAGCAGAAAGGAGCAGCAGAACCGAAACCCAACUGAAAUGGCCAUCGUUGGAGGCAGGAAUAUAAAUGUUUGCAUGGGAUUGUUUACUGCAACUGCCACCUGGGUUGGAGGAGCGUACAUCAAUGGCACAGCUGAAAUUGUCUACCUGCCUUCCAAAGGACUGCUGUGGGUCCAAGCACCUGUGGGGUUUGCCUUGUCCCUCCUUAUUGGUGGUUUCUUCUUUGUAAAUCCAAUGAGAUCCAAGAAUUACAUGACAGUGAUGGAUCCCCUUCAGGAAGCAUAUGGGAACAUGAUGGGAAGCUUACUUUUUAUUCCUCCACUGCUCGGAGAGGUGUUCUGGUUUGCAGCUAUCCUGGCAUCUCUGGGAGCAACAAUGAGGGUCAUCUUGGAUAUCGGAGGCUCUUUAGCUAUCACCCUCUCAGCGUGCACAGUCAUACUCUACACUCUACUGGGAGGCCUCUACUCUGUUGCAUACACAGAUGUCAUCCAGUUGGUUUUCGUUACCCUCAGCCUGCUGGUCUGUAUUCCCUUUGCCCUGAUAAACUCUGCAACAGAAAGUAUUUACUACACUGCAACUCAUAAACAUUACCAAGACCCCUGGAUUGGAAAAAUAGAAAAACAGUAUCUUGGAAGGUGGUUGGAUGACUUCUUCUACCUGGUGCUUGGGAGCAUCCCAUGGCAAACUUUCUUCCAAAGAGUGCUCUCUGCUGCCUCACCCAGCCAAGCAAGGUUCAUCUCCUACCUCUCUGGACUAGGAUGCUUUUUAAUGGCCAUCCCCUCCGUGCUCAUUGGUGCAGUUGCAGCAUCAACAGAUUGGAACCAGACAAGCUAUGGUCUUCCAAGUCCACUCGAGAGAGGAGAAUCUGCUAUGAUAUUGCCAUUUGUUUUACACUACCUCUGCCCAGCAUACGUCUCCAUUGCUGGCUUGGGAGCCAUCGCUGCUGCCGCAAUGUCUUCUGCAGACUCAGCUCUUCUCUCUGCUGGCUCCAUGUUUGCUCACAAUAUCUAUAGAAAAAUCUUGAGGAAAAAGGCUGCAGACAGGGAAGUCUUGUGGGCCAUGAGGACCUCCAUGCUGGUGUUUGGGGCUGGGGCUGCCAGUCUGGCUUUUUACUCCAACUCUGUCUACGACCUGUGGUUCCUCAGCGGGGAGCUGGUGUACGCCCUGCUCUUCCCACAGCUGUGUUGUGCCCUCUUUGCUCCCAGCAGCAACACGUAUGGUUCGGCUGCUGGUUUCUUGGUUGGACUCCUCCUGAGGCUGCUGGCAGGGGAACCUACCCUGAAAAUCCCCCCCAUCAUCUGCUAUCCAGUCUGCACCCUCCUGGAUGGGUCCUACAUGCAGCUCUUCCCCUAUAAGACAUUCAUCAUGCUUUUCACUUUGGGGACGAUCAUUGCUGUUUCAUAUCUGGCUACAGUUUUGUUUCAGAGAAACCUUCUUCCCCGCAGAUGGGACAUUUGCAAUGUCCUGGGGGAAACCAGCACUCACACCCCCCUGCGUCAGAUGGACAAACAGACCGGUUUGCAAACAGUGCCAUUGGAAGAGAAUCAUGAUUAAACGCGGGACCUUGAAGGGACAUGUUGCAUUCAGCAAUUAGAGUUUGGCACUGCUCUUCCCUUUGCUUUCUCCAGUAACAAAUUAUUUAAAGUCCUCACGGAGUAAUAAAGACGCACUCCAUUCAUGCAAGGAGAAUGAGUGAGCUCAGAGUCUGCCAUGAUUAAAGGCACACAGUGAUGGGGCAUGAUGCUGUGGUAGUGACCAAGGGGCACCCUGGGCCCAAGUGGUGUUUGUUUUAGGGUGUCCCUUGUUCCCCACC
This is a messenger RNA of Phasianus colchicus (ring-necked pheasant), 1894 nucleotides long. RefSeq names its product high-affinity choline transporter 1-like. Gene Ontology annotation, cellular component: plasma membrane. Gene Ontology annotation, molecular function: choline:sodium symporter activity. The record is from RefSeq and is a predicted model, not a curated record. NCBI's taxonomy places the organism in Eukaryota, Metazoa, Chordata, Aves, Galliformes, Phasianidae. Gene Ontology annotation, biological process: acetylcholine biosynthetic process; choline transport; transmembrane transport.